Orbicella faveolata is the source of this 1119-nucleotide messenger RNA. Its product is annotated as neuronal pentraxin-1-like. Lineage: Eukaryota; Metazoa; Cnidaria; Anthozoa; Scleractinia; Merulinidae. The record is from RefSeq and is a predicted model, not a curated record.
AUGGAGAGCAAAAGUGUUAAGAACUCCAACAUUUUCCUCUUUGGCCUUUCGUUCAACUUGAUCCUCACGUUGGGUUCACUUGGCUUCACCAGCUAUUCUUUGCAUCGAUUAGAAUCACGUGUAGCAGCAGUUGAACAAGAUUUACUUGUCUUAAAUCAUCCGUAUCGGCUUGAUAAUCAUGGAAUUUCUAAACUAACCUCUACACACUCGCCUCCAAUAAGUGACUCGGAAAUGAACGGAAAACUCAGCAAAAGGGCUGUCGAUGGAUCAUCCUUGUGCCGCAAAUGUAACAGCGUUUGUUUAAACUCAAAGGAGCCUCGAAAGGUAGCCAAAUUCGAACGUUUUUUUCCGUCAAAGGUCAAAAUCACUGGAAUUNGACGAGGGAAGAAAGGAACAAGAGGUCCACCCGGUCCCCGGGGAAAGCGAGGAAGGAGAGGAUUUCCAGGACCCCCUGGGGCCGCAGGAAACCGUACUGGAGGACAUCGUUUGGAAAAACCGCAUUUCAUUUCAAAACCUUCUUCCUCUGUGGUGACAGUCAGGGAGAAACAAGAUGUCAUAUUACCGUGUAAAGCAGCUGGGUUCCCACAGCCGGUAAUCACGUGGUAUAAGAAUGGUCACCUGAUAGAAGAGAGACAACAAGUCAAGGCAGGGCGUGGUCUGGAAUUCAGGGAAAUCCAGUUUGAAGACCGCGGUAUGUACACUUGUACAGCGGAGAAUCUGUUUGGAAGAGAUCAGCUAUCAGUUAACGUAACUGUACAAGUACCAGCAAAAUUUGUGAUGAAACCAGAGAAAUCUGUAACCGCUUACAACACGUGGGACACCGUCCUCAAGUGCAAUAUUUUUGGCUACCCCACCCCUGAAGUUAAAUGGACAAAAUCACACGAGAAACUUCCCGUGGGCCGACAUGUUAUCUCUGGUAACACGCUUACGAUCAAAAACAUGACAGAGGAAGAUGCAGGUGUUUACACAUGCUGGGGAACCCAGCAGUUGGACCGUAAUGAUUACUUCAGUCCAGUAUCAAUAACGAUCGAAGUUGAAGACGUAGUGAAUCCGCACAUUGUUUCAAGUCCUGCACAGCAUAGCUUAGCGCUGCCCCGUUUCUGUUAUCUCUGCUUUUAA